UAACACGCUCAAAAAGCGAAGCUUUCUCAUUCUCCCCUCUCCUUCACCAACUUCAACAUCCCAUCGAUCGGUUUGCCCGCAACGGACAUCUGCAGCAACCUGCACCUUAUCUCAACAGCCUACCUCUCAGCCGAGAGCUGAUUUCUUAUCGACUUUCCCUCUCCGCAUUGUUUCACAAUGAGUGCACUUGCAGCACCGCAGCCUCAGAGGCCUGUUGGUGGAUCUCUCGUCGGCUCCCUGUCGUCCAUUGACGACGCAGAAGGAGCCGACGAGCCUGGCGAUAGUAGUAGCACCAGCAUUCCGGGCGCUCACUUUGAGCCGGGAAGAAGUGUCGUGCAAGCCGGGAUGCCAUGCCGCACUGAGGAAGAUGGUGAGGGGACCAUCAAAGGAAGGGCUCGGGAGCCAACCAUUUCGCACGCGGAUCUCGCCUGCAAGCCAAACACCGCUCUGGAAAUUCAAACACGCUUUUCGCAACCCGCUUCACCUAUGAGCCACUCUCUGUACGGCUCCUCUCCCGAGCACAACCGCUCGCAUGAUGGCCACUUGCAUCCAUCACCUCUGCACCUCCCACCCUCGCCCAGCUGCAGCGUAGCAUCGUCGAUGGGCGGUUAUUCGCAAGCUGAGUCCGACUACGAACCAUUGGAUAGUCCAUCAUCUCUAUCAUCUUGGAAUAGCUUCGUUGCUCCCGGCGUACGUCGAGGCGAUCUGGCAGAUGUUGAAGAUCUGGACCUCGACGGCGGCAGCAUUCUUGAGCCUGAGCUGGAGACAGUCAGCGAAUGCGACGAAGAGAAUGCAGCUAGCUCCGCCGACAUUACUGUCAGCCCCAAGCCAGCAACGUCGGAGGGCAAGGAGGCCACGUCGAAGACUCCCGCGCCUCGUCAUGGGCUUGGGCUGGAACACGGAAGUGCCUUUGCAGGCCGGCGUCGCGUCUCGGGAGGAACCGCACUUGCUUCGCACGCUGUCCAACACGCUACGCAGCACUCUGGCAUCUCUGCCGCAGCUCCACUCUUGCCUCACUUCUCCCCUCGAAACGGCGGUCACGGUCUUAGUCAUGCCUCUCGACAUGUCAUGCGAGCUCCACCUGGCCUAGCUGCUCGACGGCGCAAAGGUCGAGUGGCGGAGCUGUUGGAUGAAGGCACCGCUGGUGAAGUCACAAGCACUGCUCCUCCGUCCUCAAAUCCAACCGUCAACGAUAUUGUAGCAACGCGCGAUCUGGUGCAAGCCGAUGUCAGCACGCCUACCGUUCUUAGCGCGAAGCGCCGUGCUUCGCGUGGCUCAGUCGGACCCGCUCCUUCACGCAGUGCUGCUGCAACGCCCCCACUUUUGGUGACGCCGCCAACAUCCACAGAGGAGGAAGUAGAGGCUUCGCCCGCGACUCCAACGCCUUUCUCCCACAGCCAAGCUUGGAAUGAGUUUGAAUUCACCGGUCCGCCUGCUCUUCCACCACGAUGCGUCAGCCCUAGUGAGACUGUUCCGGCGGUGCCAAGUCCCCUCUGCGAGUGCAUUUCCGUGGACGAAGAAGCCGCCCAGACGCAAGCGGAAAACAAGGAGGACAGCCCAGGCAUCGACGCCAGUGUUGAGACUAUCAAGCCACACAAUCACGGCUUGAUCGCCCCAUCUCCGCUCUCCAAGGCCGCGGUCAUGCCAUCCCUGGCUGCCAAGCUUGAAGCAGCCUCUGCCGUGCCUGAAACCGCGGACUCGGAACGCCACGCUUCGGCGCCAGCAUCUCCAACCCGCACGGCAACUGGGUCAGACGUCUCUUGCACCAGGACCGCUUCGUCAAUUGCAGAUACAUCGCCACCGACAACGCCUCCUGGCACGCCCAAUCAACGUCCGCGCUCCAAUUCUGGUCGUGAUCGCCGAAGCUCUUCGCCGACCAAGACGAAGCCCAAGGUGCCUCUGCGUCCAUGCUUCCGUCGCAGAGCAUCUGCACAAUCCACGCAAAGCAUGGGCAGACUCAGUAGUUGUGGCAUGCGAAGCGGUAUGGAUUCAUCCUCGGAGAGCGAGAGCGUCACCUCUACCGCCAGUCGCGGGCGCGCUCAUGUCCGCUUCAGCCCUGGCCCACCCGAGUCUUUCAGGACGCACAGCCCAGUGGAGUAUGAUCGAAAGGCUUGCCUUCCCAGCAAUCGUCUCAGCCCCGAGGAUGUGGAGGAGCUCCGAGACAUGCACGUCGAAAUGGGUCUCUUGGAAGCGAAGUGGGCGGCCAUGGCAUCCAGCAAGACGCGGACUGCUGCUCAAGCUGCCUCUUCCAGCGCCGUCGCUGGAUCAGAAGACGAAAGCGCAACGGAAGAGGAUCAGCAGCCCAUCGGCACCGGCGGCUCGCUCGUUACUGGAGAAGAUGGCUUUCCCCUGUCUUCUCCAUCGUCGUCUCUGCUCGCCCCUCCUCCACUCGGGGCCGCAUCGAACAACGACCGCAAGCGCGCAGACAGCAUCGCCAGUUCGUCCCCGAGCACGUUCUGCCGCAACCGAUUCACCAUCGACAGCAGUUUGCCAAACUCGCCCGACCGUGCAACAGAUAAGGCCGCAGUCUCGCCGGCCGAACACUUGCGCUUGGAACGCGAAAAGGAAAGGGAGCGUGCUCUCCGUUUCGCUGGUAUCGGCACUGGCACAGGUUUCCGCUACAACUCCAGGAGUCAACCAAAUGGACCCGGUGGCUGCUUCUCUCGAGGCUAUGGCGAGCCUGGCGCACCGGCUGGCCGCCAAACGUCACCCAUCAUCGGCGCUGCUAGACCCGAAGUAGGCUGUUGUCCACGACCGAGCGGUGCAGCGAGCGGUGCCGUCAAUCCUUUGAUCGCAAGAUUCGGACUCAGCAAGCCGCCACCACCUUUGCCUGGCAUGUCACGCCCCACAGCAAGCGCUCCGUCGAGUGUGUCAGGAAGCCCGAGCCCACCGAAUGUGCCCAAAGACCUUUACGAUGGCUCUGCAGCCGGACGUGGCAGUGCAGCUCGAGACUACAGCGCUGGAAGCUCGGCGAGUAGUCGCACCGUUGGGGCGAGGGACAUAUCUCGGAGUCCGGAUCGCGUGAGGUCGAGUGCGGGUGGAGCCGACGUCGCCCGGAGAACACAGUCGCCGGGUCAUCUCGCCCUCCACAAGUCCAACUUUACCAGCAGCUCGAGCGGCGCGCCUUUCGGCAAGGACUUCUCAUGUGGACGUCCGACGAUCCAAGAUGCUCACGAAGAGACAGAGACAGAGGAAGAAGGUGGUGAUGACGACGACGACGACGGUGGCAACGUGUCGCCAAGAGGUCGAAGCAAGGCCGUGUCCGGUAGCGCACUCGGCAAGGCUGCGCUCUCGAACUCGAGACCUCCUCUUGUAACGCCUGCACUGGUUCAGACCAGUCCAAGUCCCAGUCCCAGUCCUCCACCAGCAGGCAGUCGCACGAGUGGCGGUCCAACACGCAAUGGAACCAUCAAAGCAUCUCAGUGGACCGGUCCUCGUACUUCCUCGACCACUUCUACAAGCUCCACAGUCUCCUCGGAUGCAUGGAGCAUUGGCAGCAGCACGGCCAUCACGACUCCAACGGCUUCCAACCCGACCACGCCAACUUCGCUCUGGCCUUCGUCGUACCCCACAUCCACCUGCGGCUACGACUCCCCUGCGUCUGCAAGCGAGUUCUACGAGAGUGGUAGCGAGUGGGAUUUUGUCGCCUAGUCUUGUCCCUGUCAUUACUCCGAGCAUCGCUCAACUUUGUACAACAACGCUCUCAAGUGGCGCUCGAGCUGCGGCCUUGGGCGUGCAAGAACCAUGCCUUCCAUCAUACGAACGAACGCUCAUCAUUCUCUAUUCUCAUGUCGGGUCUGGCGGUCGCAAAACCACCCAUCG
Ceraceosorus guamensis is the source of this 3822-nucleotide messenger RNA. RefSeq lists its product as hypothetical. The transcript has 2 exons. The record is from RefSeq and is a predicted model, not a curated record. The coding region runs from base 178 to 3651 and encodes 1157 amino acids. Lineage: Eukaryota; Fungi; Basidiomycota; Exobasidiomycetes; Ceraceosorales; Ceraceosoraceae.